Messenger RNA from Theileria annulata, 1002 nucleotides. RefSeq lists its product as uncharacterized. The record is from RefSeq and is a predicted model, not a curated record. The coding region runs from base 1 to 1002 and encodes 333 amino acids. The transcript has 3 exons. NCBI's taxonomy places the organism in Eukaryota, Apicomplexa, Aconoidasida, Piroplasmida, Theileriidae.
AUGGGAAAUAGAUUAGAUUCUUUGAUUUUCAGGCCUCCCAAUCCCCCGUCUUAUAGCCGCAAUGACCCUCAUCUCCAUCUAAUACCAACUCCCGACGGAAAUACCAUCGCAUCCUACUUCGUCAAACACAAGUAUGCGAAGUUUACGAUAAUUUUCAGCCACGCUAAUGCUGAGGAUAUUGGCAAUGUUUUUGGAAACCUUAUCAAAAGAAUCACCAAGUGGAACUGUAAUCUUUUCAUUUACGAUUAUCCAGGUAAUUCACCGUUUUCUAAUAUUGUUACUUUUAUUGAACUAAAUUUGAUGUUAGGUUAUGGCCUAAGUGGUGGCGUUUGCAGUGAGCAGAACAUGUACAACUCAGCAGAUUUGUCCUACAAUUACCUAAUAAAUUUUCUGAAUGUGAAUAGUAAGAACAUAAUAGCGUACGGUCGUAGUUUGGGUUGUUCUUGUGCUAUAUAUUUGGGCGUAAAAUAUAACUUAUUAGGCGUGAUUUUACAAAGCCCAUUUUUGAGCAUUUAUCGCAUUAAACUUCCCUGCUUCUUACCCUUUGACCGCUUUAACAAUUAUGACAAGGUGAAGGACCUCAACUGUCCUGCACUUGUUAUUCACGGUGACAGCGAUGAUAUUAUCCCAGUUCAGCACUCGAUUCAGCUUAUCACUAGAAUUCCAGAAGUUUAUUACUAUUUCGUGAAGAGGGGGAAUCACAACAAUUUAGACUACUGCUUCACUGGCGUUAUGGACUCCUGCAUUAAUGAGUUCAUCCACUAUCUUUUGAGCAAGUAUUUGUCCGAGACUCAGGACGGGAUCAUCUUCGAGAAUGAGCCUGAAGACAAGUAUUACGGCGAUAAUCUCCUAAAGCAGAUGGAAAACACCCAGAUGGAACAGCUCUUAUCACAUAAAGUUAACGUGAACUUUUACACUCGAGGUGCCACCGACAUCAAUGGAAUUGAGUACCCUGAACGUGACCCUGCUAGACUUAAAUUCAGCAAUUGCUUCAAAUUUUAA